CUCCGCCACUACGAGGAGGCCACCGAGGCCGGCAUCCGCGUGGACCACACCCGCCCGCGCUGGGACUUCACCGGCGCCUUCUACUUCGUGGGCACCGUGGUGUCCACUAUCGGGUUUGGGAUGACGACUCCCGCGACAGUAGGAGGGAAAAUCUUUCUGAUCUUCUAUGGCCUCAUUGGGUGUGCAAGCACCAUCUUGUUCUUCAACCUCUUCCUGGAGCGGCUGAUCACCGUCAUCGCCUACAUCAUGAAGUCCUGCCACCAGCAGCAGCUCCGGAGAGAGGGGGCCCUGCCCCGGGAGAGCCCCAAGAACCUCUGCGGUGCGGUGGGCGGCCUGGCGGGCUGGAAGCCCUCCGUGUACUAUGUCAUGCUGAUCCUGUGCCUGGCCUCCCUCCUCAUCUCCUGCUGCGCCUCGGCCAUGUACACCUGCAUCGAGGGCUGGAGCUACUUCGACUCCCUCUACUUCUGCUUCGUGGCGUUCAGCACCAUCGGCUUUGGGGACCUGGUCAGCAGCCAGAACGCCAUGUACGAGAGCCAGGGCCUCUACCGCUUUGCCAACUUCGCCUUCAUCCUCAUGGGCGUCUGCUGCAUCUACUCCUUGUUCAAUGUCAUCUCCAUCCUCAUCAAACAGUCGGUGAACUGGAUCCUGAGGAAAAUGGGCAGCGGGUGCUGCCGGCAGUGCCAGGGCGGCCUCCCAAGGGCACGCAGGAACGCGAUCAUGCCAGGCAACGACCCCUCAGAAACAGGCGGGGUAAUGGACAGUGAGGUGGGUGGGCGGCGCCCCUCGGAGGAGAUGAUCUCCAUGAAGGACUUCCUGACCACCAACAAGGUGUCGCUGGCCGCCCUGCAGAAGCAGCUGUCCGAGUCGGCCAACGGCUGCCGCCUCCAGACGGGCACGCAGCCUCGGGACAGCGAGUUCUCAGGGGGCGUGGGGGCCUUUGCCAUCAUGAACAACAGGCUGGCAGAGACCAGUGGGGACAGGUAGGACCGAGGAGGCCGAGGGGAGAGCGGCCGGGAGAGGAGCGUCACCGAGCUCGGCUCUGCCCGUGGCUGGGCUCGUCCUGGGCCGUGCCUCUGGCUCAGCGGUUCUCAACCUGUGGGUUGCGACCCCUUUGGCGGUCGAACGAC
This is a messenger RNA of Myotis brandtii (Brandt's bat), 1127 nucleotides long. RefSeq names its product potassium channel, two pore domain subfamily K, member 13 (gene KCNK13). Gene Ontology annotation, cellular component: membrane. The record is from RefSeq and is a predicted model, not a curated record. Gene Ontology annotation, biological process: stabilization of membrane potential; potassium ion transmembrane transport. The transcript has 2 exons. The annotation marks the transcript as partial. Gene Ontology annotation, molecular function: potassium ion leak channel activity. Lineage: Eukaryota; Metazoa; Chordata; Mammalia; Chiroptera; Vespertilionidae.